Messenger RNA from Naegleria lovaniensis, 708 nucleotides. RefSeq lists its product as uncharacterized. The coding region runs from base 1 to 708 and encodes 235 amino acids. Lineage: Eukaryota; Heterolobosea; Eutetramitea; Acrasida; Naegleriidae. The record is from RefSeq and is a predicted model, not a curated record. The transcript has a single exon.
AUGUCUUCACUUGUAUUUUCAUUGGUCAAACAAAGUAUAUGGCUUCUGUAUUCGUUAAUACUCAUGCAUUACUCGGGAUGGUUGAAUGUCAUGCAUCAGCAUUGGGAAUGCCCGAAUAUUGAAAUUCUAAAUUUGGAUGCAAUAACGGUCGGACAAGAUGAAAAUAUUUCUCUGUACUCGUCAUCAUUCAAUAGUUUCAAUAGAAAUGAGUAUUUAGCUCUUUAUUACAAAAAGAAUUUUUUGGGACUAUUUGGAAUUCAAAAUCCUUCUUUUCAUGGCACAGCUCCAACCACAUCCUCAAUGACAUUUUUAAGUGACGGCUGGUUACUAAUUGCCAGCUGUAUUACUAUUCAUGCGAUUCGAAUCUUUUCGUUUGGUUUCUUUGUUUACAGUGCCAUUGGUUCUGUCAUUAUUAAAAAAUUGGAAUGGAUGGAAGAAUGUCGAAUUUCUCAUCGAUACCUUAGACCAUUCCUUCAAUUCAUCACUCGUAACUGUACCGUUCCAUUAUUCCUUCAUCUUCUUUUUUUGAGCUUGUAUUUGCUGCAAAUUUCAUGUCAAGUAUUUUGUUGGGAAGGUUCGACCUUAUUGGAAUUUAUUUUGAAAAAUUCGUUAUUUGGAAUGUUCGUGUUGGUAUUGUUGGAAAUUCUGAUCAUUUCCUUGUUGAGGAGAGUGUUGAGAGGCUCACCUGAAAAACCAGACGAGCAGUGA